AUGACGUCUCGCUGUGGCAACCACGAAUGGGAUAAGCCGAAAGGUGUACAACUUCUUCCCCAGCAUUGGGUGACUGAAGAGGAGGAUCUCUGCAACCAGCAGAGGAACUUCAGAGAGGAACUGGAGGAUCCAGAACCUCCAUAUUAUAAAGAGGGGCAGAGGACAGAGGGACAAGAACCUCCACAAACUGAAGAGGAACAGGGGGUUUCUGGACCUUUACUGAUUAAAGAGGAGCCAGAGGACCUUUUCAUCAGUCAGGAUGAGGAGCAGCUUGAGCUGAAGCAGGAGAUUGAAACAUUGAUGGAGAUUUCAACUUAUGAGGAAAAUGCUCACAGUGAAGCAGAUCUAAACAAACAGAAGAGCUUCAGUGUAACUGAGAGUCAGGAUGAAGAAGGAAACCAACUUGAAGAAUCAACAUCAAAUAAAGAUGAAGAGACGGAGCCACAGAACAGAGAUCAGAGGAAGAAAAGAGACAGAAGUCAUGUCCAAAGUGUGGACAGCUCUCACAUGUCAGAAAGUCAGUGUGACUCUGAUGUUAGAAAAAAUCCCAAAAAGGUAACUUUGGCUAAGACAUUAAAACAAUCCACAAAAGAAAAGAGACGUUCCUCUUUAAAGUCUGGUGAGAAGCCAAGAAUAAUAAUUAGUAAUCCGUCUGACUACAUAGAAACUGGGUUUGAUGAAAUACGUUAUAUCUGUAAAGAAUGUGAAAAAAGCUUUAGUCAAAGACCUCACCUCAAAAUACACAUGAGAACUCACACAGGUGAAAAGCCUUUUUCUUGUAAAGAAUGUGAAAAAAGUUUUAGUACUGCGUCUUAUCUCAAAAUACACAUGAGAACUCAUUCGGGAGAGAAGCCUUUUUCUUGUAAAAAAUGCAACAGAACUUUUAGUCAAGUACCUACUCUCAAAACACAUAUGAAAAUUCACACAGGAGAAAGGCCCUUUUCUUGUAAAGAAUGUGAUGCAAGUUUUCGUCACAUAACUAGUCUCAAAACACACAUGAGAAGUCACACAGGAGAAAAGCCUUUUUUUUGUAAAGAAUGUGAUGCAAGUUUUAGGCAAAUAUGCCAUCUCAAAACACACAUGAAAACUCACACAGGAGAGAAGCCUGUUACGUGUACAGAAUGUGACAGAAGUUUUAGUCGAAAAUUUCAUCUCAAAACACACAUGAGAACUCAUACAGGAGAGAAGCAUUUUUCUUGUAAUUAAUGUAAUUCAAGUUUUUGUCACUAUCUAAUCUCAAUAGACAUAUAAAUGUUUACUCACAUGACUAAAUUAUUUUGCUUGUCAAUGUAAUAAAAUGUUUUAGUGUAAACUCAUCAGAGGUCAACCUCUCAACCUCAACACCAGACCCAAAGACUUUAUUUUACUGGUUGAGGAAAGUCCUGUUUCUCAGAAAGUUUGAACAUUUUAACCCUUGCGCUCUCUUUGGGGUCCAGAUGACUCCGACCACAUAUUGAUGUGUGAUUCCUUCCAUGACAAAUGUCGACAAAGGUGGACAGAAUUUAUGUC
Oryzias melastigma (Indian medaka) is the source of this 1509-nucleotide messenger RNA. Its product is annotated as zinc finger protein 184-like. The transcript has 2 exons. Lineage: Eukaryota; Metazoa; Chordata; Actinopteri; Beloniformes; Adrianichthyidae. The record is from RefSeq and is a predicted model, not a curated record. The coding region runs from base 1 to 1206 and encodes 401 amino acids.